This is a messenger RNA of Aplosporella prunicola CBS 121167, 1292 nucleotides long. RefSeq lists its product as uncharacterized. The record is from RefSeq and is a predicted model, not a curated record. NCBI's taxonomy places the organism in Eukaryota, Fungi, Ascomycota, Dothideomycetes, Botryosphaeriales, Aplosporellaceae. Bases 110 to 1132 code for a protein of 340 amino acids. The transcript has 3 exons.
GCACAGGUUUUUUACCUUUUUCCUUUUCUUCUCUCCUCGAGUCACCAAGUGGCCGGUCGGCGAUCUCUCGUAGCGAGGAACCCACGGCGCACGCGCUCGACGGUCGAGCAUGCGCAGCGCCUUCAGCUCCACCCGCCUAUUGCUGCUUGCAUGCGCGGCGGUCGCGGCUGCGUCUGCCGGCGGCGAGGACGCGCGUCCGCCGCAUCGCCUGGCGCACUUGAUGCGCCGCGCCAGCGCGGACGACUUGCAGACGUUCAAUGGGUCGUUGGGCGGCGCGUCGGCCGCUGCGAUUCAGCAGUCCGGCGAUAGUGAGCGCGUGUAUGAUGUUGACGGGGAAACCUUUGACCAGUUCUCAGAUGCGGCGCAGAGGACAUGUGAUAACCAAUUUAACGAAUGCGCAGAUGCUGCCAAUGCAGCGGGUAAUAAGGGCGAUGUGACGGUGGAGAGCUGUACGUCGCAGAAAGAGGACUGCCAAUCGGUGCAGAGCGCCGUCAGUAUCACAACGUUCGGGGCUGCCGCAGUCGUCUCGACGACCUCGACCUCGACAUCUUCGUCCUCUUCCUCAUCCUCUUCCUCGUCUUCAUCCUCGAGCUCAUCGUCAUCGUCAUCUUCUUCUUCCACUUCCACGUCAAUGUCCACGACAGAAGCAGCAGCACCGGUUGAAACCACCGCAGCUGCUCCAGCUCCGGCAGAGACGUCACCAGCUCCGGCAACAGAACCUCCCGUAGAAGCAACGACAGCUCCAGCAGCGGAACCUCCAGCAGCAGACUCCACAACAGAGGCACCCCCCGCAGAGCCAUCGACACAAGCACCGGCAGAGCCACCAACAACAGAAGCCCCCGCACCAGCAACGACACAAGCGCCGCCACCACCACCACCGCCGCCUCCAUCAUCGACAUCAACCACGGAGGCACCAGUCGUCGCACCGUCGACCACUGAAGCAGCUGCGGCGCCCAGUACGACAGAAGCACCGGCCGACCCCGCGACGGAAGAGCCCGUCGCACCGAGCACGACGGCCGCCGCAGCCGAACCAACCAUCUCCAAUCCCAGCGGGGAGGAUGGGACGGCGGGGACCAUAAACCUGGGGCCGGACCCCAUGUUCCCGGAAUUCGAUCUCAUCUGCGAUGACUGAGAUUUCCGAUCUAACGAUAGAUACGUGCAACUGAGCAAUGACGUCUGGCUAAGCGGUUGGAUAUGUGUGUGAGACAACCUCUGGCAGAAACAUUGUAGUACUAUAUGGCGUUUGGUGGCGACUUUUUCCAAGACAGAAGGAAAAAAAAGGAAACCUGGUU